Molecule: messenger RNA, 1401 nt
Organism: Plasmodium coatneyi
Lineage: Eukaryota; Apicomplexa; Aconoidasida; Haemosporida; Plasmodiidae
Product: Endoplasmic reticulum oxidoreductin
Exons: 5
Coding region: 1-1401 (466 amino acids)
Biological process (GO): protein folding in endoplasmic reticulum
Cellular component (GO): endoplasmic reticulum; endoplasmic reticulum membrane
Molecular function (GO): protein-disulfide reductase activity; FAD binding; thiol oxidase activity
Source: RefSeq, a predicted model, not a curated record
AUGAAGGUCGCCAUUGUGUCUGUGUUGUUGCCCCUACUAUUUCUGGGCCUCUUCCUAAAGUCAAACGAUCAGGAGCUGUUCCCCUCUUACGGAAAGUACUUGAAAAAUAGUUUCAAAGAAAUAUUGCUCUACUUCAACAUUUUCGACAUAGAGUUUCCAACCAGCUAUGUGUUGAAUGAGAAACUGCUAGGCCUACACGUAAAGGACAUAGAAAAGGACGCAUAUACCGCCUUCCCAAUUCUUAAGGAGCUAAAACAGAAGGAUUAUUUUCGCAUAUUCAAGGUCAACCUUCAUAUACCUUGCAAAUAUCUCAAAGUAAAUGAAAAAUGUAAAGAAAUAAAAAAGUGCAGUGUGUGUGAAUGCCAGGAUGAUGAGAUCCCAUACAACUUUCGCACAAAUGAAAUUGAAAUUAUUGAGAAUAAAAUGUCGACGGAAGAUUUGAAGAAGACUUUUAUAGAGAGCAAAUUGUACAAAGAUAUUUUAGGCAUUUAUGCGCCUUCCGAUGAGGGCUUCCUUUCCUAUGUGGACUUGGUUUACAACUCCCCCUCGUUCACAGGCUACGAAGGGAGGAAAAUCUGGAACAAGAUAUAUCGGGAGAACUGCUUCCAGAAGGAGCAAAACAAGUGCCACGAAAUGAAGAGCUUCUAUAAGAUCAUCUCGGGCAUGCAGUCCAACAUAGCCAUUCUGUCGGCCGAAUACCACUACCUCAAAAACGACUUCGUCUUUGGCGACAUGCACACGGAGGACGUCCUCAAGAGCGAUUAUUUUAAAAAACAGAAUUAUGCAUACAACAUGCAGUUUUUCAAGGAAAAGAUUGCUCUCUACCCAGAGAGAAUCGAGAACUUGUACUUCACCUUCGCCAUUCUGCUCAGGGCCAUGUGCAGGCUCAAGUCGCUCGUCAGUCAGUGCAAGUGCAACUCGGGCCACGCACAGAACGAUCAGGAAGCCCUCAAGCUUCUGAACGACCUGCUGGGCAGCUUCUACCAUUCGUGUUCCUCGGAAGAAUUCCUCGAACCCAUCUUCCCAACACAGGGAAAGGAAAUACUAGCAAAAUUUAUGAACAUAACAAAUAUUCUGGACUGCGUUCCCUGCGUGAAGUGCCGUCUGCAUGGCAAACUGAAGACCACCGCACUGCAGAUAGCCUUGGUGGAAGGGAUGAGUUACGAGCACAUCGGGUCCCUGGAGCGAAACGAAAUUACGGCGCUCAUAAACUCCCUGUACUACUUCGCCGAUUCUAUUAUCAUCCUGAAUAAAUUCCAAGAGAGGCAGAAGCUAAAAAGAGCCACCUUCAUUUUCUACCUCCUGUCCUUCUGUUUCUUCCUCUUCCUAGUUAUCUACUCCGUCAUUUUUAUCACCGUGCGUAAUUGUAAGAGGAUGAAGAAGAAGAAAAAAAUAAGCUGA